Oncorhynchus nerka (sockeye salmon) is the source of this 2278-nucleotide messenger RNA. RefSeq names its product protein ABHD15-like. Lineage: Eukaryota; Metazoa; Chordata; Actinopteri; Salmoniformes; Salmonidae. Bases 605 to 2146 code for a protein of 513 amino acids. Gene Ontology annotation, molecular function: short-chain carboxylesterase activity; monoacylglycerol lipase activity. The record is from RefSeq and is a predicted model, not a curated record. The transcript has 3 exons.
UUGAGAUUGAGCAGCGAAGCGUUCGCAGCUCUGCAUUAUAUUACUGACUAUUCAAAGGCGCGCGCCGAGAACACCAUGUAUCCCGAUUUGGAACGACUUGGAGAGGGGGUGUCCAUGCCUUUCAUGUGGUGAAGGAGAAAACACUUCAUUUACACUUCAUUUACCCAGGAAUAGACGUAGAGGAAGGCAGCCCUUCUGAAGUGGAGUGCUUCGUUUUGAAACACAGUAGAGGCGACGGUGGGUGUUCUCCAGUAUACAGUUACGAUCAGCCAUCGAAACUUCUGCUUCGAUCAUCUGUUUUCAAUAAGGAUUGCUUCUGAACUGAAAACGUAAUUAACCAUAUAAGGCUGGAGAUGUCACAGUUGAAAUGUUACUGUAGGAAAGAAAGUGGAGACCUUGUUGUGCGCAUUCUGGUUUAUCCCAAAGAAAGCAAGUAGCCUAUAUGGUUACGCGCACGUUGUGCUUUGUGAGAAGAGGAUUUCAACCAAACGAAAAUGGCCCGGAUUAUUCUUUGCGCUUUGACAUUAGUUUUGGCUGACUUUAAUUAAACAUAACUGUAGGUUAUAACUAACUGAACAUCCGUGGAAUUGACCCCACAGUCCAAAUGAUGGAAUGGCUCGUUGCUUUGUGUAUUGGGAUUCUGGUGGCCGUCAUUUGGUCAGCUUCGAAAUAUUUUGGUACCCAGGGCGAGCCAGACGCACUCCUCCAGGGGCUCGGAAUUUCACGGCGGCAGACGAAGGAGAUGGUCUCAGAGAGGUGCGUCUCAAACCGGGGGGUCCCGGUGGACGGUGCUAAUGCCCAGACAUCCGACAGGGCAGGUGAGAAUAAAGUCUCCGAUGUUGCGCUGAUAUGCAAACCCUCGGCGCUGGCCAACUAUCUCUUCAAACACUGCAGGACUUUCAGCAAUUUCAUAGCGUGCACUGGAUGGACUUGGCGGGCGAGUGCGUUUCUUCAGACAGUUUACGGCGCGUGCUGGCCGUACGAGAGCCCGGCGUAUUUCGUGCGAGACUACCUGCAGUUGAGCGACGACGGUCUGGUGGCGCUGGACUGGGCAGUGUCGAUGGCCGGUGCGUCGUACCAGAAACGGAGGAGAACCUCGAGUAAUUCCACGAGCCCAAUCCUCCUCAUCAUACCCAACUCUUUUGGGAAAAUCACUAGAAAUGUGCUGAAGCUCUGUGAGGUGGCGUUGUCCCACGGCUACCUCCCUGUGGUGUUUAACCGGCGCAGCCACAACGCCACCCCACUCAGCACCGUCAAGCUGCAGCAGUUUGGCGACCCAGGGGACCUACGCGAGGCUGUGCGCUACAUGCGCUACAGGCAGCCCGUGAGCCGGCUGUACGCGGUGAGCGAGAGCACGGGGUCCGGCCUCCUCCUAUCCUACCUGGGAGAGUGUGGUUCAUCCAGCUACGUGACGGCCGCCGCUUGCCUCUCGCCAGUGUUCCGCUGCCAGAGCUGGUUUGAGAAAGGACCCAUCUGGCCCCUACACUGGGCUCUGGUGACUUACCAGAAGAUAUGCCUCAACAGGUACAGGACAGUGCUGGGUGAGACAGUGCACACCGAUGCCCUUUUCUCCAGCUGUUCCAUGCGUGGCCUGGAGGAGGUGUUGUUCUGCCAGCAGCCAGGCCCUAAAGGAGCCCCGGCCCUAGCAGGGGGCACCAGCAGCAGCAGUGGUGGAGCCUGGGAGGCCUACUGGGAACGCAAUGAACCCCUCCGGGACGUAGACGAAGUCGCCAUCCCCGUUCUGAGUGUCUGUGCUCUGGAUGACCCUAUCAGAGGAGACCCCCAGUCUACUCUACCCCUGGAACUCUUCGAGAGCAACCCCCACUUCUUCCUGCUGCUGACCACCAGGGGGGGACACUGUGGCUUUAACACCCAGGAAGGGAGUGCUUUCUCUGGGGGAGGGACCUUUGGAGGGACACCUGGGACUAGCUGGAGCCACCGGGCCCUGCUGGAGUUCUUUAGAGCCACCACGGACUUCAUUGCUGCAGAGGAGAGGGCUAAGCAGGCUGCCAGACGAAGGGGCCUGGGGGGUAGCAGCCAGGGCAAAGUCUUCAGACAUCGUAGUGUCAGUAGCUGUAGGAGAAUGCCUGCAUGCUCACAUAAUAUACACACUAUCUACAACUGGCAGAGGUCUUAUACACGAUGAGCUGGGGUGAUGAUAUUGGAUAUUAUGGAUCAUAAGGGAUUUAUAUUAUGGAUGAUAAAGGAUUUAUAUUAUGAAUGAUAAAGGAUUUAUAUUAUGAAUGAUAAGGUAUUUAUAUUAUGGAUGAUAAGGGAU